Uloborus diversus is the source of this 2552-nucleotide messenger RNA. RefSeq names its product protein couch potato-like. NCBI's taxonomy places the organism in Eukaryota, Metazoa, Arthropoda, Arachnida, Araneae, Uloboridae. The record is from RefSeq and is a predicted model, not a curated record. The transcript has 9 exons. The coding region runs from base 38 to 835 and encodes 265 amino acids. Gene Ontology annotation, molecular function: mRNA binding.
CACACCACACAUCCCCGUCACCAUCAGUUGGGGAGGAAUGUCCACCCCGAGAAGCAACAGUCCCCUCACGCUCAGCAACAGCAUGGAUUCUGUGCACACCUGCUCCGAAGAAGAGGUGCGAACCCUUUUUGUGAGCGGGUUACCCAUGGACGCAAAACCCCGAGAGCUUUACCUUCUCUUCCGAGCAUAUAAGGGGUACGAAGGAUCUUUAUUAAAAGUAACAAGCAAAAAUGGAAAAACCUCUUCCCCGGUGGGAUUCGUCACCUUCACAACAAGGGCAGGAGCCGAAGCGGCGAAGCUCGAUUUACAGCAGGGCGUGCGCUUUGAUCCUGACUUGCCACAAACGAUCCGACUGGAGUUCGCCAAGAGCAACACGAAAGUAAGCAAGCCGAAGCAACCUCCGCAGCCAGGACUCCUGCAUCCCAUCAGCAGACAAGAAAUGAGCUCCUUGCUGCCAACAAUUUCAGACGGCUGGUCGCACCAUCCCCUCUCAUACACGGAAAUCCCUGUGUCUACAGCCCUCCAUUCUACUGCCCUCGUGCACCCAGCACUCCACGCCCAGAUGCCCCCACCCCUCACUGUUCCUCAUUCCAUUCCGCACGCUGCCAUGCACUACCCGCCCCAUGUCGUUGACAACCAUGCCACCAACGCACAGACGCCUCCACCACAAACUCAGCCUCAAUGCUCAACCCUUUUCGUCACCAACCUCGGCCACUUCGUCCAAGAUCAGGAACUUAAAGAGAUAUAUGGAAGUUUUCCUGGUUUUUGCCGACUACGAAUGCAUAACAAAGCUCCUGGUUCUCUUUCAUUCGCAGAAUACAAGUUUCUGGAGUGAAAGCAGUAGCGAAGAUUUUCCUGACAAGACAUCUAUCUCUAUACCUACUGACUUGAGUCUCCCGUCCUUCCUGUUGCCUUGACGACCCUUCUUUCGUUUACGUCGUUGCCUCCAGUGUCGCAGCUCAAGAGAAAUGCUUCGACUUGAUUGUCAGUGAGAAGGAACGAAGAAUCAUUGAAACACUGGAGAAAAAAUCUUUAAGCUGGAUUCAAAUCACCGGCGAAAGCGACAAAAUACGUUGUAGCCGCCCUGUUGUGCAAUAGACUGAUGCUUUGGUUUUCAUGCCAAGAGCGAAGACAUUCCUGUUCUAUUUCAUGAGUGCGUCAUGCAAAAGAUACUACCACGGGGAAGUAAAUUUGCUUCCUGAACAUACGAUUGGUAACCUGCAGAUGUUUUUAAAAGUUUAAAUACAGUAAAACCUGUGAAGUUGACCACCCUUGUAAGUUGAGGACCUGUCUAAGUUGACCGCUUUUUAAAGGCACGGAAUUAGCCCUAUAUCAUAUAAAUCAACCUCCGUAAGUUGACCACCUAUUUAAGCUUGACCACUAAAGUAGUGCACCGCAAGUGGUCAACUUACUCAGGUUUCACUGUACAAGGAAAAAUGGGUUUCGAAAUUUUUCAAUUGCUCAUAUCGUCGCCUCAGAGCAACAGAAAGACAUCUAGUCCCAGAAAUAACACUAAGGUAUCUUACUGUUGCUCUGAGGCGACGAUAUGCUCGGCAACUGCAACAAAUAUCCCAUUCAUCUAAAACCUUGAGCAAAGGGGCAGAAGGGCAGCGUUCCAGUAUGUGGGGAAGAAGGGCAGCGAUUGAAAUUUCGUCGCCGAUGUGAAGACAGUGUUACUUGUGUACCCCAUGUUCAUCUUGGACCAAAACUUAUUAAGCAGUGUUAUUUCCUUAUAAGGCUAACUAUUAUGUAUUUAAGUAGAGCGGAGGCUGUUUCUGGUGAUUUCUCUCGAAGGUGUCGGCCAAUCUUUUAAAUCGAGCUUUUAGGGACCAACGUCAGUUUUCCCCUACUUUUAUCCAAACCAACUGUUUACUUAGUUAUUACGAAUUAAGCAGCUCAAAAAAUUAUUCCAUAUCAAAAAGUUGUUGAUAGAUGAAAUUUAAUUUUAUUAUUCUCAGUUUUUUGCAUUUUCCACGCGAGUUCAUCGUGCGUCAAAUCAUUGCAACAUCAGUUCAGUUUAAAUUCGUCUCGCAUCGUGUCUUCAUAUCAUUAUCAUAAAGGUUAAUCGCAAUCUUUUCAAUAACUAUACCUUUUUAAAUAACCAUAGUUUAAAAAUAUUCAUUUAAAAAAAGUUACAGUUUAUUAAUUUUUGAAGAAAAUAUUUAAAAAUCAUUUUUCUUCAGUUAUACUUUUAAAGAUUUUGUUCAUGACUUAACAGGCAUAUUUACAUAUUUUAAUCAAUAUUCAGCUUGAACUCGCUUUAAUUACAUAUAAUUUUUUUAAGACAGAAAGGUGUUCUAGUUAUGAAAUAUGAAACAUUAUAGAAGGCCAGGGCAAAAUGAUCCCUCCGAAAUGUAUUUACAUUUAUUUUGCGAUUAAAAAAAAAUCAGGUGAAAGGCAGCUAUGUGAUUGUUUUGAAGGUCGUUUUAGCUGCUUUUAAGAAUUUUUUUUAAAUAAUUAAAAAUAACAACAGUAAAUGAAUUCAUUCAUUCGUGCCAUUAAAAGUAUCAUUUUGCCCUAGGUCCAUGAGCCCUUUGUAGGUAUGUGUGGAA